Molecule: messenger RNA, 2660 nt
Organism: Microbotryum saponariae
Lineage: Eukaryota; Fungi; Basidiomycota; Microbotryomycetes; Microbotryales; Microbotryaceae
Source: the annotation of a GenBank genome assembly
AUGCUCUCGAUAUACCUCGUUCAGGCCCGUCAAUGGAUCUCUUACUGCGAUCUUGAGCUCUCGCACGGCCUCUUUGACCACGUCCAAGACAUUUUCAUCCGCUGUCUCCGACCCUCCACCUCGAUCCAGCUAUGGAAGUUCUACCUUGAUUUCGUCCGUCGACGCAACCCCAUCGAUUUGGCCCAACCUGAAGCGGCCAAACAAGCCAGAGCGACGAUCGCCAAGAGCUUUGAAUUUGCUUUGCAGCACGUGGGACAAGAUCGAGAGGCGGGGAGCUUGUGGUCCGAGUAUCUCGAGUUUUUGAAAGAGGGUUCGGUAAGUAACGUGUAUCAAGAGGUCUCACUCUCAGCAGAUGGCGCUCAUCUCGAUGCGGUCUUUUACUGAGCAGGGUCGAGGAUCUCAAUGGGAGGACCAACAGCGAAUGGACGCGCUGCGCAAGGUCUUGCAGGGCGCAGUUCAGAUCCCGGUCGAGAACGUCGAACAAAUCUGGCAAGAAUACAGCGCUUUCGAGAACAACUUGAGCAAAUUGACGGUCAGUCCCACGAACUACUACCCGCACAUCAUUCAUUCAGGAGGCUGAUGGUGAUCAUGGCACACGCAUCGCUUUUUCUGCAACAGGCCAAAAAGUUCCUCGCCGAGCUCUCCCCGGCGUACAUGACCGCUCGCAAAGCGUUGCGAGAACUCCGAGCCCACUUCGGUCGACUGGCGACCCCAGCACUGCCGCACCAACCUGAUUGGUCGACCCCAUCUGACCGUUCCGACCUCGAGUUGUGGAAAGCGUAUCUCAAAUGGGAAGAAUCGAACCCGCUCGAUCUCGAAGAUCCGAACCUCUUGCAUGCGCGCGUCGGGUUCGCCUACAAGAAAGCCCUGGCGAACAUGAGGUUCUUUUCCGAGAUCUGGUACCUCGCUUCCGAUUACCACACCCGUUUGGGUAAGACGGACGAAGCGAAAACGUUAUUGGAGAAUGGACUCAAGGCCAAUCCGGGUAGUUUGUUGCUGGCUUAUAAACUCGUCGAAGUGGACGAAGGGCAUAAUAACCUUGAUGCGUGUUAUCGCGUCUAUGAAGGCUUGUUGGAACAUUUCCAUCGUCUUUUGACGCAGACGGUCGAAGAGACGAACGAGUUGGUCGCGCAGGCUUGGAAUAGGCUGGACGAAGAGUUCGAUAACAAGGUACGGAGGGAGAAUGGAGCAGGGGAAGAAGACGAUGAUGACUCGAGGCAAAAGAGGGUACAGGAGAAGGACGAGAUCAAGAAACGGAUCGAGAACCAACGCGAGGCGAUUCUGGAGACGCACAAGAAGGCCGUCGCGAGCGUUUGGGUCAAUCAGAUGACGUUCGCGAGACGCGCGACACCGGGGAAUGAGGCGGUCAAACAGUUCAGAUCGGUUUUCUCAAAGGCGAGAAAGUCACCGUAUGUGACUUGGCAGGUCGUGGAUGCUUCGGGUAAGUCGAGGGGUGCGACACGACUGAAAUCGACGAGGUGCCAUAGGCUUAAUCACCUCUCCGAUUCUGUUCAGCACGCAUCGAGUACUUUUGGAACAACGCGGCCCAAGUUGCGGGCAACAUCUUCGAAUUCGGGAUGAAAUCCUUCUCCGCCGACCCGGACUAUGUGCUCCGUUACCUCGAUUUCCUCAUCAUGACCAACAACCCCAACAAUGCUCGAGCCUUGUUCGAACGAACGGUCGCGCUCGUGGAACCUAGUAAAGCUCGCGCGGUUUGGGAUCGCAUGGCUCAGUACGAGUAUGAAUAUGGGGAUCAUCUUGCAGCGCAAAAGAUUGCAAAGAGGUUCGCGGAGACUUUCCCAGAGGUAUCGGUGACAGAGACGUUUGCGAGGCGAUAUGGUCAACAUGGAUUAGAAGCUGCUGUGGCUCGAGAAUUGGGGACGACGUUCUCUUCCGCCUCUGGUGAGCGGAAGGACGAGUUCUUGAGUGUGGGUGGGGGCCGAGCGACGAAACGAGAAGCGUCCAUCGAUGUCUCUCACGCUGCAGUCGAUCAACGAGAAGCCUCCGUCGACCGCCACGAUUACGCUUCGAAACGGCACAAGGCCGCCCACCAGGACGAAUCACCCCAACCCACGGCGGCACACGAGGAGCGCACUGCAACCGGUCUGCGACCCUGGGGACGCUCCGGCUCGAACCGAGCUCAAACGCCGGACUCUGAAGCCGCUCGCGGAGGACCGUCUCGUCCUCGUCUACCAGACGGUGACAUCGUGCGUCGACGACCACCCCCCAAAUCAACCGCAUCACCCGCAAUCGACGAUGCAACAUCGACCCUGAACCGACCGGUGCCCUACAAACUCGAUGCCCACGGAGACGCCAUCGCGGUCCUCCCCGACGCCGUCGUCUUCUUCCUCUCCAUCCUCCCCCACGCAAGUACCUUCACAGGCCCGUUCAUCAACCCCGCUACGAUGGUCGACGUCAUCGCGACGACGAUGUUACCGGGUACCGCACCGGGUCCGGGAUUACCGGGGGAAAGGUUGGGGAUUCCUCCUCGACCUAGGGACGAGGGGGGGAAUGGAGGGGCGAGACGGGGCGCUAAGAGAGGAGGUAUGAGACAGGCGAGUCCGUCGCAUCAACAAGGGGGCAGGGGGGAACCGGAUUAUGGGUAUGGUGCAAGACCUGUUGGAGGAGGGGGAGGGGGUGGAGGUCGUCCGAGGUAUUAA